Molecule: messenger RNA, 2403 nt
Organism: Lodderomyces orthopsilosis Co 90-125
Lineage: Eukaryota; Fungi; Ascomycota; Pichiomycetes; Serinales; Debaryomycetaceae
Gene: MAK5
Product: putative ATP-dependent RNA helicase
Exons: 1
Coding region: 1-2403 (800 amino acids)
Cellular component (GO): nucleolus
Molecular function (GO): ATP binding; nucleic acid binding; RNA helicase activity
Source: RefSeq, a predicted model, not a curated record
AUGGCAAAUAAUAAAUCUAAUAAGAAACAAAAGAAAAUAUCAAGCAAGGUAUCAAAACCUAGGAAACCACCUACCUUGAAACAAAAGCUUAAAAAGGAGUCCAAGGUUGUCAAGAUCAAUGAUUUGGCCUGGAAACCCGUUGAGAUACCAGACAAUUUAGGUGAUUAUACGGGGUUUUUCGGUUUAGAAGAAAUUGAUGGGGUUGAUGUUGAAGUCGUUGAUGGGAAGCCACAGUUUGUUGUGAAAGACGAUAAGGAAAAGGAUGUUCAGAAAGAAAACGAAGAAGUGGAUGAGACCCCAGCCCCGUUGGAAGAGGGAGAAGACGAAGAGGACGAACUCAUCGACGAAGAGGAAUUCACCGGAUUUGAUAAUGAUGAGGCUGAAGAGGAUAUCUCCAAAAGUGACAUCCUAUCAACUGAAUCUUCUGACGAGACAAAGGAGAAUGAAGGAUUGUCCGAACUCAAACAGAACGUCUUUGCUAACCUUGAUUUACCCAUGCCCGAUGAAAAUGGUAUCGAUUUGCCACAAUGGUCUGAGCGUGAGCUUGGUGUAUCCCUCAGUCCGUAUACUUUGAAUGGUCUCGCCAUUUUAAAUUUUACCACCCCAACGCCCAUUCAAAAGAGAACCAUACCAAUUGCAUUGGAAGGAAAAGAUGUAGUUGGAAAGGCAACUACAGGUUCAGGUAAAACAUUAGCCUAUGGAAUACCCAUUCUUGAAAAGUAUCUACAGUCUUUAGAUCAAGUUAAGCAGAAUGUCAAGGAAAAGAAAAUCAAUCAUCCCAAUGGUGUCAUUUUCACACCAACUCGAGAAUUAGCUCAUCAAGUGGUUGAUCAUUUGAACAAGUUGGCUCAGUACUCACCACUUUCGGUGAAAGGUAUAGUGAGUGUUACUGGUGGUUUGGCAAUACAAAAGCAACAAAGGUUGUUGAAGAUGGGACCAGGAAUCAUUGUGGCUACACCAGGAAGAUUUUUAGAAUUGUGUGAAAAUGAUCCCGAAUUGGCCAAGAGAAUGAGUUUGACGGAUAUUGUAGUAUUGGAUGAAGCUGACCGAUUAUUACAAGAUGGUCAUUUCGAAGAAUUUGAAAAGAUUUUGGAAUUAUUUGGCAAAAAUAGACCAAAAAAUAAGAACAUCGCUUGGAAAUGGCAAACAUUGGUGUUUAGUGCUACAUUUUCUCGAGACUUAUUUGGUAAAUUGGACAAGCAACAAAAGCCUAAAAUCAAGAAUCAAAAACAACAAAUUGAUGGUAAUAGUUUAGUACAAAACGAUGAGAUUAUAGAGUUAUUGAAUGAGAAAUUGAACUUUAAGGAUAAGAAACCGAUCUUGAUUGAUGCAAACCCAAAGGAGAUUGUAUCUGGUCAGAUCACCGAAGCUUUAGUUGAAUGUGGUGCCACUGAACGUGAUUUGUAUUUGUAUUACUUCUUGUUGAUGUACAAAGGGUCAACUUUGGUAUUUGCGAAUUCAAUUGAUUCAGUAAAGAGAUUGGUGCCAUUGCUUGAAAAUUUGAAAAUUCCGGCAUUUGCAAUUCAUUCGUCCAUGGAACAAAAACAAAGAUUGAGGUCUUUAGAGAGGUUUAAAGCGGCGCUUGAGAAGAAUGAAACAGCUGUAUUGGUUGCAUCUGAUGUUGCUGCUAGAGGGUUGGAUAUACCUAAAAUUGAUCAUGUUGCUCAUUAUCAUUUACCAAGAUCGGCUGAUGUGUAUAUUCAUCGAUCAGGAAGAACGGCAAGAGCAGGUAGAGAAGGUGUGUCAGUGAUGUUUUGUUCUCCACAAGAAGCUUCAGGUCCAUUGAGGAAAUUGCGUAAAAUAGUUGCAUCAAAUGCUGGUAAUAAGAGAAUAAGUGCUCAUAAUGAUGUCAAAUUAUUACCUAUUGAAAUGGAUUUAGUUUCUCAGUUGAGACCAAGAGUUGAAUUGGCUGGGAAAUUGGCUGAUGCAAGAAUAUCAUCAACUGCCACUCGGAAGGAAGAUUCAUGGGUCAAACAGGCAGCUGAAGACUUGGGGGUGGAGGAUUUACAUGAUUUGGAUGAAUUUGAGGAUGACAUAAUAAAAAAACAAAGAAAAAGACAAGAAGGUAAAAGGUUGACCAAAGAUCAGCAGAAUAGAUAUAAGUAUGAGUUGAGGGAAUUGUUAUCUAGACCUAUUAGAAAGAAUAAUCGGAGAUCAUAUUUAACUAGUGGAUUGCAAAACUUGGCGCAUCAAAUGGUCACCGGAAAGCACCACGAAGACGUGGUUGGACAUGAAAAGGUCAAUGCAUUAAACGACUUGCAAAAGAAUGGCAGUAAGAUUAAACCGGUCAGUAACGAGCAAAAAUCGAACAAGGUGGCCAAAUUAAAAGAAGUCAAGCAGGCCAAAAAAGACCAGAAAAAAGAGGCAAAGCAAAAGAGACAGCAAUUAAAAAAUGGCAAAUAG